This is a messenger RNA of Solenopsis invicta (red fire ant), 2769 nucleotides long. RefSeq lists its product as uncharacterized. The transcript has 11 exons. Bases 16 to 2007 code for a protein of 663 amino acids. The record is from RefSeq and is a predicted model, not a curated record. NCBI's taxonomy places the organism in Eukaryota, Metazoa, Arthropoda, Insecta, Hymenoptera, Formicidae.
AAUAUUUCAAGUGACAUGCGAGAAACUGAUUGGCUGUCGCCUUACUGCACUGCACUUUACUGCGCCUUAGUCCAGCAAGUGUUCCUGUGUUAUGUCAUUGCGUGUCAAUUAACAAUUUUUUCCGGUGCUAAAAUGAACUUGCCAUAUGCGGUUGUACAAUUUCCUAAAGAAGGGACAUACUCCGAAAUUCCAACCUCAUGGCUUACAAAUAAUUUCACUCAAUGUAGAUGGCCAAUAACUAAGAAUCCUACUAUUUUUAUUAAAAAAAGCAGUCCACCAGAGGCUGACUGGUUACUUUAUGAUAUCAAAGUAGAAUGUUAUUGUGAAACUUUUGAAAAGGCACAAAAACAAGCAGAAGAUGCUAAUUAUGCAACUUGUGAAAUCAGAGAGUGUGGAAAAAGAAUCAUACAUGAAAAACAAAUUGAUAAUACAUAUACUUGCAAUGACAAUGUGGAUGAUGAUUGUGAUUCAUCUUUACAAUUAUGUAAAGUUCCACAGAAAAAGUUAAAAACAGAUACAAGUCAGGAUUCAUUCGGAAAACAAUCUUUCUGUGACAAACAAUUGUACAAAAAUCAAUCUUCAUGUGAAAAAGUUUCACAAAUUGCUGCUGAAAAAAGCUUUUCUACAUCAAACCAUUCGUUAUGUAAUAAAUCACAAACAUGGAUUGUUAAUCCAUUACAAGCAAGCAAUAUUGUUGAUUUUGAUGAAUCAGUGGCACUUGAAUCUGAAAUUAAAGUACAAAAUCUCGAUUUUAUUUCAACUACUUCUCCAUUAGCUAUCAUUGGUAAGAAUAUUGAAAAGCUGAUUCCAAUUUGUAUGGAGACGUUGAAAUAUGUAAAGAGCAUCGACCAAAGAUUGAAAGUUUUGGAAAGGAACAUUAAUAUGGUAGAGCCUAAUAUAGUAGAGCCUAAAGAUAUGUUUGAAGAAUCACACUUAAAACUUCCAAUCAAUUCCAUAGAGAAUCUUAAAAGAUUUGAGGAAGACUUGGAAAAUGCUGAAACAAAAGCGAAUUUUAUCGAAUUCAUGAAAAAAAUUGGAGGAAAAGACAAUAAAAAUAUGAUUCAACGGUGUAUGAACCGUUUAUUUACAAAUGAAUUCGGCAUAGCUUGUUCUUGGCACGGUCGCCGGAAUAAUUAUCGUAUAUGCGAUUUGAAAUGCAUCAACAUUCUAAAAAAUAUGUUAAGAGCCAAGGGUGUUGACGAAUGUGAUUUCGAAACUAAAGCAAGUGACUGGUUUCGCCAUAGCAAGAUGCGAUAUGAACGGGAAAAUAAAAAGAGUUGUAUGUCUGUAGAGGAAGGUCUAUCUCCUGCUCCAUCUUCAUCUGCUUCAGAGGCAGAUCCUCUAUACAUCCCAUCAUCUUCAGUACAGUAUACUUCGGAACAUAAUGUUGAAGAGUCAACUGAGAAUGACAAAGCUUCAUUCAUAUGGUCUUCAAAGAAUGUAUACUUACUCUUAGCAAAAUAUGAGGAACGAAUGAACGAGUUCGCUUCAGGUGCAAAAUCUCAUUCUAAAAUUUGGGAAUACAUAGCUAGUGACAUGAAUAAAGUUGAUCCAGAAAUUACAGUGUCGGGCACACAAUGUCAGUUGAAAAUGAACAACAUGAAAGAGAUAUAUAAAAAAAUUAUAGAUCUCAAUAGUAUAUCUGGAAAUGAUCAAAAGUCAUGGCAAUAUUUUGAGAGAAUGUAUGAAUUAUUUGGAAAAUCAGAAUGGGCAAAUCCAAAAGCAACAACAUCAGAGGUUGGGCCUUCAUCCAGUGCAAAUUUAACAAAUGAGAAUAGAAACAUCAAGGAAGUACCUGUCACUGAAAAAUCAGAAUCAGAAAAACUUUUAAAUGAAUUUGUGAAACAAAUGAAGCAAGAUAUGCAGGAGAGAGAAAAAAUAAAAGAGGAAAGAAAAUUAAUUGUAUUGCAAGAACUAAAAGAGCAAAAAGAAAAGCUGCAUAAAGAGAAAAUAGACAUAAUGAAAAAAUUCUGCGAAGCCAUCGCAGGCAAAAAAUUAUUUGAUUAACACUCUUAUAUAAGAGAUGUUGCGUUGUUUUAUUUUAUUGUUUGAUAUUUGUUUAUUAAUUUUUAUUGAUAUUUGCGCGCGCGCUUAGUUUAUACUAUUGUAGAGACAUUAACUUGUUUUAGGUUCUUAUAUUAUGUAAUAUUUAUGUAAUAUUUUAUUGCAUUCAAUAUUUUUUUUUUAAUGUUUGAAAUUUUUAAUUAUUUUUUGUAUCUUAUUGUGGUUUAUUAUGAAUUUAUGAAUCUAUUUUUAUUUAUGAUAUAUAAUAAUUUUAUUUCCAUUCUGUAUCUUACAUAAUGUAAUGAUCAUUGUAAUGUUUAAAUUUAAAAGUUUAUGUACUUAUGUGCUUCCAUACGUAUAAGAAAUAUAUACUAUUGUGAAACAUAUAGAAAGAAAGCUGAAGUGCUGAAACUUAAUACAUAGAGUAUUUAUAAUAUAUAUUUAUGUAUUUUAUAGUUUAUGAAGACUAUAAAUUAAUAGUUAUUUAUAUUAAAAAAAAAAUAUUUUGCAUUAUAUACUAAAUGUCCUUAUAAAAACUAUUCAUUAUUCUAUUGGUUUUUAUUGCCAUUAUUUACUCUAUCCAGUAUAAAUGAUUCUACUUCCUAGUAAAACACGAACUUAACAGACGUAUAAUAGAAAUGUAAAAUUAUUAUAUUUAUGUAUGUUAUGUAACAUAGUUAUAUUUGUGUUUGUUAAAUAUCAAUUUUUCAAUGCACUUUAUUCUAAAAAAGAAGUUCAUAUUACACAAAAAAGUAACGAAAAAAA